Molecule: messenger RNA, 3459 nt
Organism: Engraulis encrasicolus (European anchovy)
Lineage: Eukaryota; Metazoa; Chordata; Actinopteri; Clupeiformes; Engraulidae
Gene: rnf183
Product: ring finger protein 183
Exons: 2
Coding region: 307-1365 (352 amino acids)
Biological process (GO): protein ubiquitination
Molecular function (GO): ubiquitin protein ligase activity
Source: RefSeq, a predicted model, not a curated record
AGUAGAUAGGAGAAGAAGAGGGCGGAAUUAUGUGAGUUGAGGAAAUGCACUUGGUACAAAACACACAGGGAGAGGAAACAGACAAGCGGGUAAUGUGCUACGUGAAGAAACAUGGACCUGUGCUGACAUUAGUUUUACACAUUGGGACUUGUAUAACAGACAUUCCUACAUGGACUGUACCAAAUAUAUUGAAGGCUUUUCAGACAUUUGCUGUGUACACCUCCUCUUCAACUGGACACAAAUGACUGAGACGUUCCAGACAGGACAUUAGGCAGCUGCCUUCAACCAGCUUGUCAAGACUUCAAAAUGAGCGAAGGUGCCGAUUACCGCAGAAAAGAUGGCGGCGGCAGAGGAACUAAACCAAGUCCACCAAAGUACCACCACAAAGGAGGAGGGAAAAGCACCAGCAACCCGCAGCACAACAGCAAGCCACAAAGAAAACCGCACAAAGACAGAGUACCUCCACCACCGCCGGCACCACGGAGCAGAAGCAGCGACUCUGAACGCAGGGGCAGGAGCAGGGGCAGGCCAGCAGAGAGCGGGCACGACAGGAGACAGAGGGGGACAAGUGCAGAUCCGUAUCGAGGUAGUGGGCAAGACAGGGGAAGGAGCCGCCACCACCAUAAUCCACACGGCAACGGCAACGCACAAGUGUCCCCCACAGACGACCUCUUGGGCGAGACGGAGUGUCCCGUGUGCUUCUGCGCGUACAACAAUGUGUUUAAAAUGCCCAAGCUGCUGUCCUGUGGCCACACGUUCUGCCUGGAGUGCCUCGCUCGCAUCAACGUCACGUCCCCCGAGCUGAAGCAGCUUUCGUGCCCCGUGUGUCGCGAAGUCACCCAGCUCCCGCACGGCCGCGACCUGCCGCAGCUCGGCAACAACCAGGCCGUGUUCCAGCAGCUCCCGCCGGAGAUGCAGCGGGCCAUGUCUGUGCGCUUCAAACGCAGCAAGGGCAAGCUGGAGCUGAAAAGCAAGUCGACCCAUCAGCAGCCACAGAGCCCGACUAGUAAACAACACGGUCUGACAUUGUCUCCGUCGAAGAAGAAGCAGGAGCAGGUAGUCGGCGGCAGUCACUCUCUGGGAACGGUGGAGGCCGGAGGAGGAGGAACGGAGGACGCCGCCGUUACUAGUGUGGACGUGGGUCGCCCCCCUAACCGGAUGCACAGCCAGGUGCGGCGGGCCUUCCGCUCCAACCAGUGCUACUACGUGGCGGUGGGGGUGGUCGUCGCCGUCACCGUGGCUCUCAUGUUGGUGGGCAUACUGGUGUUUGUGGUCAUCCCUCGAGUCACCUACCCAUAUCCACCACCUGGGAACCACACUCGGCCCCCUGGCCAGCCGGGGCCUGGUGGAGGAGGACCACCCUGAGGGGCUCACGACAAUGUUCCUUCAACCAUCUUAACCUUUUGGUCUUUUUUAUCUUUUUGGACCUUUAAUGGAGAGGACAGUAUCAGAGAGAGAGAGUAGGGUUGGGAAAUAACUCAGGCCAGAUUAGAACUUGGAUCCUCAUGGACAAACUAUAUGGAUGGCUAUGGCCAGAUGCCUUGGUGCAGUACGCCACAGACACCGUCCCUUAUCUUGUCUUUGAAAAACUUACACAGCUGUGACCAAACACUGCCAAAGCACUUUUCAAUCACUCCAUGGCGAUUAUGAUGAACUGUUGAUGCGGGACAAAAAAAAAGACAGUGGCAGUUUUAUGCGUGUGAGAUUUUACUGGCAUCAAUAGAACUCUACAUUGUUACUGUAUAAAUCAGAUGUGCAGCACGCAUAAUUUGGCCAAGACAAUUGUGUAGACUGGAGUAUAAUGACAUAUCUUUCAUCUUCAGCUACCUUACAGGUUGGAAGUCAAAUGGUCCCUCAUAACGAACACUAGAGACAUGUGCUUCGUCUGAUUUCAGGCUUUAUACACUGUGUGGUGCUGGUUCAUUAGCUGAGUGCUGGACAUGGACAAAAAUAGGCAUUUUGUACACCCCCUUUACAUUGUUCUGUUGGCCAAUUUCUCAGAAUAUAUACACACAAAAGCAAACAGUAUCGGCCCAGUACAUUGCAUUUUUACACAGAGAUGGCGUCUCAAGGAGCCUACGUAUGGGUGGAUCCCAAUAUGCAGACUCCCGACGUCCUCCCUUGUUCGCUUGCCUGCUUGUGACCUCAUGAUGACGUCACUGGCGACAGAAAAUGAAUUCAAUAUCUUGCAAAAGCACAAUUGUAAUGUAAUUUUCUCAUUUUCAAUCGGGAUGGUGAAUGAAGAACAGUCCCCCAAAAAUUGUUGAGGCUUGGCUGACAGCGGGGAAUCUUAAUUGUUUUCUCCACGGAGGUGAGGCGUCAGCAAACCGCUAGGCACAAGCACAAGUGCAGGACGGGAGUCCACCACCCUUUGACACACAGACUGCCAUUGGCAUAGUUCCAAAGUAGUUCCAGGAAGUGAGCGUAGAACACAGAAAGUCUAGUAAAGGUUUUGUAAUUCAUUUAGUCAUCAUUGCUCUUUUUAUAGUGGUUUUUAUAGUCUCUGGCAAAAAGAAAUCCGCUACCUUACAUUUUUUGAAUAUAUGUGACUUAUGUCACUAACAACCGACUUCCUGUACCCCAGUUGUCAUAUAAGUCUGAAUUCCAUGGCUCUGUGUAGGGCCUGAAAUAGAACAUAGCUCGGGGACACGCCUCCAAAGCUGCUUAGUGCGUUAUAACCUGUGGCAAGUGCCUUUCACCCUCAUAACAACUUUAGUUGAUGAAUCGCUGAAAUUACAGGACACAUUAACACUAAACUAAGUAGUUUUCUCAAGCAAAUGCAAGCAAAAAACAACCAUUCAUAACAUAGGAGUAUGCUUUUUUUCAUAUAGGGCAGUGGAAGAGAGACAGGAAGUGAGGGGGGAGAGAGUGUCAGGAAAGUACCUCCAAGUGACCCAGGCCCGAAUCGAACCCGAGUCGCCAGUGCUGCAGCCCAGUGCCCAGCCGUUUGAGCCACGGCUGGGCCUACCAGUCUACUUCUAAGGUGGCAAAAAAGAGACAGCCAAAUCGUACACAGAGCAACCAGAGCCUAUCCCAGAACAUCAGAGGAGAUUUGCUAGAGUUAAUGAAAAACAUGAACAUGAACAACAUGAAUGAAGUUUUGCCUAAUCGAAUCCAUCUGAGUGAAUCCACAGUUAUCUUCUAUAUAUUUUGCUCAACAGGUUUGUUCGGUGUUUCUGUUUUACCUAUGGCCAGAAUCCUCCAGAGCACUUACAUUGAGUCAAAAAAACACUGUAGAACGUCUUCCCAGCCAAACAGAGCAUGGUAGAAUAUAUACGCUACUUUUCAGCCUGUUGUUCUCCUGUGAUCUGUGAGAACUAAAAACGGGUAUGCAUGUGGAAUGACCUUACACCUAAUCUGUAUAUUGCAAUCUCAGCAUUAUCUUAAUAUUGAAAUAAACAUUGUCUGUUCAUGAAUUUGCAUCUACACAUCCAGAUACUGUGAAUAAAAAUGGCUGAU